Molecule: messenger RNA, 1624 nt
Organism: Vitis riparia (riverbank grape)
Lineage: Eukaryota; Viridiplantae; Streptophyta; Magnoliopsida; Vitales; Vitaceae
Exons: 5
Coding region: 80-490 (136 amino acids)
Source: RefSeq, a predicted model, not a curated record
UCCAGCGCACAAGAAGCCCCGAUCUCCGUCUACCCAAAAGCAUUCGAUCUCUGAGUUCAAGGGUGACAGAGAAAUUUCAAUGAGCAUGUCUACACCGCCAAAGACUUGCCCUUCUCAAUUGGUUGUUUUAAACAAGGCAUUCAAAUUGGCUGAGCAAUGGGUUAAGAAUAUGUCCACACCUUUAGUGGAUGAACCAACUGAUGUUAAGUUAGAAGCCCGACCUUCUAGGCUUGGACUGGGUGCUAAAGUUUCACGUCAAUCCAAAAUUGGGCCUUCAAAUGAUCCCAUUGAAAGAAAAUUACAUGCUAAGUUGGAUGCUGGGAAAAGAAAAUCUACCAAAAGUAUCAAGGAGUCUACACUAUCUGCAAGAAGUGGAAGUGACAAUAGUGAUGAUAGUGAUGAGGAUUUAGAGAGCAGAACCAAAUCAUUUAGCAAGAAGCGUGUAGUUCCUCCAACCUCAUCUCUACAGAGAAACAAGAAACCAAAGUAACUUGCCACCUUACGAAAUAGAAAUGGGUGAAGGAAAAGUUCUCCUCAGGUUGGCACACUUAUUCGGGGUAUUUGAUGUAUAAGGUAUUUGGUUUGUUUCUUGAAUUUUUCCUCGAAAAAAUUUGUCACCCUUCUUGAGUUUACCUGCUUUAAAGUUUUGUUCAAUCCCUCUCUCAUGUUAUAAAGUUCACUGGUAAAGUAGAACAUAUGAAAUAUCUUGCUUUCUGAUAUGAAAUAUUUUCAAGCUCUUUUUGGUACAUUUGUCUGAAAACUACUUUCCUUUCUUUUUCAUUUUUCUUAGUAAAUUUGCUUUCAUGUGAAGGAACUUCUCAAUCAUCAUGGGAUUAAAUUUUUCCUACUAAAUUGCUUUCAAAGUAACUGAAACAAGACAUUAUGGUCUACAUCCUUUGCUAAAAUAUUAUAGAAUCUGGAUGCUCCUAUGACAUUGGAUGAAAGGCUGAGGCAUCAUCACCAACUGGCUUUAAGUUCUCCAUUCACACACAAUUCUAACCCAUCCAUAUUUUUCUAAAAUUCUUAUUUUGGUUUGGUGCUUCAAAUAAAAGAUUGGGGAGGACACGGAUCUCGUAGUCAUGGUAAGCAUAGAGCUGAAAUCCCAGAUAAGAAGGCAUGUAGAAGCAACAGUUCAGUCUCCUUACAAUAUACUAUCCAAUUGUUCUUAUAGUAUCUGCUUUGCCAUGCCAUUUAGAUAAUCAAAAUAACAGGGAUGUCCUUAUCUGCUAACCAAGAUCGACCAGAGAUGGAGAAGAAGAGACUGGUUUGGAAAGUAGAAGGCUCUGCUCAAAAAAUAAAAUAAAAUAAAUCCAGUGUGUUGAGGACAGGACCUGUCCAUCCAGAAAAGCUGGUGGUGGAACUUGCUCCGAUGGAAAUUCACACCUUCAUUAUCAACUUCGGUUACAAACAGGUCCAUCCCUGAAAGUUAACAGAACCAAUAUGUUUUAUUGUUUUUGUAUUCUUCUUUAUUUGUUGUCUUUUUUUUUUCUUUUUCUUUUUUGGGUGGGUUGAUUUCAUUUGUUUGUAUUUGCUAUGCUGUGUUCUUGGCUUUAGGCCUACUUCAUUUUGACCUUUUUGUUCUUUUGCAAGCUCUUAUUUAUUAGAAAGAAACUUUUUCCCAUCA